AUGGAUUUAAUGGAUAAUUUUGAAAAACCGAAGGGUUACGUUCGUUCGCAAUUCAAAUAUUUGGAAGAAAAAGUUAAAGAGCGAGAAGAAACUAAAGCAAAUAUUAAUAAUUUAGGAGAAAAGGUUAGAGAAGAAUCCAAAGCCAAGCAAGAAAUUAUUAAUAAUUUAAAAGAAAAGGUUAGAGAACGAGAGUAG
Molecule: messenger RNA, 195 nt
Organism: Funneliformis mosseae
Lineage: Eukaryota; Fungi; Glomeromycota; Glomeromycetes; Glomerales; Glomeraceae
Source: the annotation of a GenBank genome assembly